AUGUGGUUCUCAAAUUUUGAGCUCCUCAACUCUGCCCGGUACGCCCAUUAUAGCAGCCGCCCCCUGGAGCAACAGCCACUGCAGCAGCCGCCCCUGGAGCAGCCGCCACUGCAGCAGCCGCCCCUGGAGCAGCCGCCACCUGCAGCAGCCGCCCCUGGAGCAGCCGCCACUGCAGCAGCCGCCCCUGGAGCAGCCGCCACUGCAGCAGCCGCCCCUGGAGCAGCCGCCACUGCAGCAGCCGCCCCUGGAGCAGCCGCCACUGCAGCAGCCGCCCCUGGAGCAGCCGCCACUGCAGCAGCCGCCCCUAGAGCAGCCGCCCCUGCUGCAGCCGCCCCUGGAGCAGCCGCCACUGCAGCAGCCGCCCCUGGAGCAGCCGCCACUGCAGCAGCCGCCCCUGGAGCAGCCACCCCUGCAGCAGCCGCCCCUGGAGCAGCCGCCACUGCAGCAGCCGCCCCUGGAGCAGCCCCCACUGCAGCAGCCGCCCCUGGAGCAGCCGCCACUGCAGCAGCCGCCCCUGGAGCAGCCGCCCCUGCAGCAGCCGCCCCUGGAGCAGCCGCCACUGCAGCAGCCGCCCCUGGAGCAGCCGCCACUGCAGCAGCCGCCCCUGGAGCAGCCGCCCCUGCAGGAGCCGCCCCUGGAGCAGCCGCCCCUGCAGCAGCCGCGGAGCCCUCGCCCUGCAGUGGUAGCGGCCUCGCCGUUGCCGCCGUCGUACGCCUGCCCUUCUCGCCACUGUGA
Messenger RNA from Closterium sp. Naga37s-1, 735 nucleotides. The record is from the annotation of a GenBank genome assembly. NCBI's taxonomy places the organism in Eukaryota, Viridiplantae, Streptophyta, Zygnematophyceae, Desmidiales, Closteriaceae.